AUAAAAAUUACAACUUUCCUCUCUUCUCUGCGAUUUUUGCUCCCCAUUUCUCUCUAGGAUCCACUUUGGCGUCAAACGUUGUCGUUUUGGUCAUCCCCAAAUCCUCCAAAUCUGCUCCCGCCUGCGAGACUGUUCUAGGGUUUCUCCGUUCUCGCUCCGCCGCUCAAUUUUUCCAGCUCCGCCGCAUUCCUCUGUCGCCCAGCUCACCAGCUGUAACCAAAUCCGUCUUCUCCCUCAAAUUCGUAAACCACUCGGGAGAUUUUAGCUUCUCCUUUCUCCAAAAUUUCUCGUUUCUAGGGUUUUCUCUUUAGCUUGUAUUUCACAGUUGUUGGUGGGAUGAGUACUGUAUUCAGUGAACAGAUCCUGAUUGAUAAGCUCGCGAAGCUCAAUAGCACUCAACAAUCCAUCGAAACUCUAUCGCAUUGGUGUAUUUUCAAUCGGGUCAAAGCUGAAUUGAUCGUUACGACAUGGGAAAAGCAGUUUCACAGUACAGAGAUGGAUCAGAAAGUCCCUCUUUUGUAUCUGGCCAAUGAUAUUCUUCAGAACAGUAAGCGUCAGGGCAAUGAGUUCGUGCAAGAGUUCUGGAAUGUUCUUCCUAAGGCUGUCAAAGACAUUGUUUCUCAGGGAGAUGAUCGUGGGAAAAAAGUGGUUUCGCGUUUGGUUGAGAUAUGGGAACAAAGAAGAGUGUUUGGAUCCCGUUCGAAGAAUCUUAGAGAUGUGAUGCUUGGAGAAGAUGCUCCUCUGCCUCUUGAUGUCAGCAAAAAGAGGCCCCGUGGAUCCAAAUCCUCGAAACGGGAUUCAAAAUCGUCUAGAAUGAAACUACCAAGUGGAAGUGUGGCUGAGAAGAUAGCAUCAGCAUAUUAUUUGGUUGUUGCAGAAAACUCAAAUGAAGAAGCUGAGAUGAAUAAAUGCAAGUCUGCAGUUAAACGAAUCAGGAAGAUGGAGAAAGAUGUUGAAGAAGCCUGCUCUACUGCAAAAGACGACCCGAAGAGAAAAUCAUUGGCGAAAGAAUUGGAAGAAGAAGAAUACCUUUUGAGACAAUGUAUUGAGAAACUUCAAUCUGUUCAAGGAAGUAGAACUUCUCUUGUUAACCAGCUUAAAGACGCACUACGCGAACAGGAAUCCGAACUGGAGAAUCUUAAAGCUCAGAUUCAGGUAGCACAAGAACAAACAGAAGAAGCUCAGAACAUGCAGAAACGGCUAAACGAUGAGGAUUAUGCAUCAAAACCAACAACCGUUGCUCCAGGCUCAGCCUCUGCCACCACGACAACCGAGACAAAUGACAACAACACAAAGUCUGGUCAAGCAUCAAAAAUGACGCCUGCUUCUAUUGCUGCGAUGCUCACAGCAUCUACCUCAUCACAUAUGAUCAUGCAAUCUGUUCUGUCUUCAUUCGCAGCUGAAGCAACAAAGACUUCUGGUCUAUCCAAAUCAGAGAGCACAGUCCCUGUUUCAGACACUAAUGCUUUUGUCCCUUCUUACAACAACUCCCAGAACCAGACACCCACCACACAAGGUCAGUAUCAUGUUAUCCCUAAUCCAGCAGCACCACCACCACAGUUCCUAAAACCGCCGGUGAUGACCAAUCCUUAUGCCUUUGGUAACAUUCCGUUAAUGCCACCUGGACUUCCGCCGCCACCACCACCACCACCACAUAUGAUAGGUAAUCAACAGCCUCAAAUCCCUCAGUCGAAUUCAGCUCAACAAUCUCAACAAGGCCCAAAUUUCCAGCAACCGGGAAUAAUGUAUUAUGGAGCUCCACACCAUUCUUAAACUUUAGAAAUGAUGUUAGUUGAUAGCUUUAGAUAUAGUUCUGACCCUUUUUAUCUGCU
This is a messenger RNA of Eutrema salsugineum, 1832 nucleotides long. RefSeq names its product regulation of nuclear pre-mRNA domain-containing protein 1A. Gene Ontology annotation, cellular component: RNA polymerase II, holoenzyme. The record is from RefSeq and is a predicted model, not a curated record. Gene Ontology annotation, biological process: mRNA 3'-end processing. Lineage: Eukaryota; Viridiplantae; Streptophyta; Magnoliopsida; Brassicales; Brassicaceae. Bases 337 to 1773 code for a protein of 478 amino acids. The transcript is spliced from 7 exons. Gene Ontology annotation, molecular function: RNA polymerase II complex binding.